UUAUCAAGGAUAUUUCAAGUAAUUUAAAAAGACAGGUGUCAGUCACAGCUACCACUGGGAUGGCAAGUAUGCAGCUAGGAUAUGGGGCGACGACAUUGCACCACUGGGCAGGAAUCCUAGAUGGACGAUAUUCUUGUGAAGAGUUGGAGGAGUUGUUUUUAAAUGAUGAUAAGUUUGCUGCAGCAAGAGAGAGAAUACAGAGUACAGAGAUAUUGAUAAUUGAUGAAAUCAGCAUGCUGUCAAAGAAAAUUAUUGAACAAAUUGAAUAUGUUUGCAGACUGCUUUUAAAGAAAGAAAUGGUGUUUGGAGGUUUACAGGUUAUUGGAUGCGGUGACUUUAAACAGUUGCCCCCAGUUCCAAAUUAUAGAUAUGGAGAUGAUGGGUCAUAUUGUAUAGAGAGCAAUGUCUUUCAGAAGACCUUCCAGCAUCACAUUAAUUUGACAGAGGUAAAGCGACAAAAUGAGCCAGAGCUAGUGAGGGCAGUAACUGAACUUUGUAACGGAACACCUUCUGAGGACACUGUUCAACUCCUGCGCAGUUUAGACAGACCUCUUCCUGAAAAUGUAGAGAUUACUAGGCUGUAUGGAACGAAUUUUGAAAUCAAUUAUAUCAACCAUGAAUGUAUAGAGGAUGAAAAUGGUCCAAUCUUCACAUACAAGGCUAAAAAUGAAGGUCCAAGGCAUCUUUUACAUCAACUAAAUGUACCUAAUACUCUCAUCUUAAAGGAAGAGGCUCCAGUAAUGUUGACAAGGAAUUUGGUAGGGAGUUUGUAUAAUGGAUCCAGAGGAAAAGUGCACACCUUAAAGAAAGACUGUCCUCCAGUGGUCAACUUCAAUGGAAAAUUAAUUGAAGUUCCUUUAUAUAACUUUGAAGUGUACUCACAGGAACAAUCGAAAAUACUUGCUAGACGCACCCAAUAUCCGCUUAUUUUGGCUUAUGCAUUAACGGUGCAUAGAGCCCAAGGACAAACAUUACAAUAUGUAGACGUGGACUGUCAUUCUUUUUUUGCUCCAGGACAACUUGGUGUGGCCAUAGGAAGAUGUACUAAUGUCGAUGGGUUACGAGUAGAAAAUUUCAAUUUACAUGCAGCUUCGUUGAAGCAUCGUCAAUGUGUGUAUGACUUUUAUAGCAAGGAUACAUUCAUUGAACCUUUGGAUGACUUAUCCUGCUGCAGAAAAUAUGUAGAUGUAACAUUUUUUUGUAGCAGCCUUAGUCCUGGACAUUCAGGAAGCUUUGACUCAGGAUCGGAGACAGAAGAAGAAAAUGAGGACGAAUUGCAGGACUUUCCUCAGCUUACAAUUCCAUGGACCUUGGAUGACUUUUUUAAGGAAAAUGAAGGCCAUACCUUUAUAACAUGUCUGAACCCUGAAUUUAUGCUAUCAAAUGAAUUGAAACAACAUGCUCAAUAUUUGUAUUUCAAAAUCAGUAAUAUCACGAAAAAGCCUUUAAAUGUGAGCACAACCCCAAACUGGAACUCUGCGUACCGAGAGCUAAACAAGUUUAUUACCAGUGAUUCCCAUAUGCGUGCCUGUGAACAACUUUUUAGGACUAAAGACAUUUCAGCAUUACAGAACAAACUCUCUUCUAAACUAGUAUUUUGGCUAAUGGACAAGCUGAUCGAACAGAAAGCAAAUGAAUUGAUUGAUACACAUGGACAAAAUGUAUCAGAAGAAGUUCAUGCAGCAACCCAUACUCCAGCUGGUGAAGCCAAAAUCAGAUAUAUUGCAGGAGUGUGUCUACAUAAAGUUACCAAUAAAGUGAAAUGUUCAGUAGAAAGGAAUAUUGGCAAAACCACCAAGAAAAGCAAGAUCGCUCGUAAGCUGAAUUUCAAGAAACAACGUAUGUUGCAGUUUUUCCGAAUAAAAGAUGAAGCUUCAUGUUGUGAUCAAAGUAUGGUUGAGAUAUUACACAAACAGGGAGUCUCAAAAGGCUUAACAAUUGUUUGUAAUGAAAUGUUUGAAUUUUUUAUGGCUUUAAACACUUUAAUUCAGUGCAAUUUAUCUAAUGCAAAAUUUCAUCUGCAUGGUGAAGACAUAUUUUUAUACUGUAGAAAUGUUGUUGAUUCAGAUGAAGAUAUUCUUCAGCAGUGGGUCAAAUUGUUUGGGGAUUUUGAAGAUCAAGAUUUAGAGGAUGAAAUAUUCCUUGUUUUGGUUAUGGAAAUUUUUAAAGAUUUAACAGAGCAUUUUAUUAGAAUUGCAUUUGUAGAUGCAUUAAAAUAUUUUAAAUCAAUGGUACCCAGAAAGAAAAGGCAGGCCUUACGCAGCAAAAUCACUGCCCUUGGUGAGAGAGUAUGUGAGCCCAAAAAACAGAAAAGGGGUAACAAGUCAGAGAAUGACAGUUAAAAAAUUGUUUGGUUGCCCUCUCCCGACCGACUGACUAAACAAGGUCAGACUCAAAACCUUUUUCUACAUUCCAGUACACAAAUCAUUUUUUCUUUUAUUUCUCUUAUCUUAUGAAAUUUAUUUUUAAAAAAUUUUCCCAUCUACCUACUGACUCAAUGAUUUACCCUGAAUCGGGAGAGGGCAAGCAAAAAAUUUUUUUAAAGAUGAUCUUAUUUGUGAUUUUAUCUCCCUGGAAGAAGGUGAGGCCCUUCAUUUGAACAAAAUUGAAUCCUCUUUACCCAAGGAUAUUUUGUUUAUUUAAUGAUGCUAAAAGAGAGAUAGCAAUGUAAAGUGAGUGUAGUCUAUGAUACUAAUAGAGAAAUGAAAAUGUUAUGUUUAAGUAACAGUAUAUAAAGAAUUUUAAUGUUAAUUUUUAGAAUAUGCUGCUCAUACAUGUGUAGACAAAAAAAAUGUUAAGUUUAUGGACGAAGCUACUAAUAGAGUGAUGAAGAUGUGAAAUUACUUUGUACCUGAUGCUAUAAGAGAAAUAGAAAUGUGAAGUGAGUUUAAUCUACGAUGCUAAUUUUUUUUUACAUGAUGCUAAAAGAGAAAUAAAAAUGUGAAGUGAGUUAAGAAAAAUGAAAAUGUUUUGUUUUAGUACCAGUAUAUGAUAUUUAUAAUAAAAAGAAAAAUUAAUGUUAAUUUUUAUAAUAUACAUGCUGCUCAUAUAGACCAAAAAAUGAUAAGUUUAUGAACUUGUUGCUACUAAUAGAAGGAUGAAAAGGUGAGUUUACAUAACAUGAUGCUAAUAAAAAAAGAAUGAAAAUGUGAAGUGAGUUUUCAUGAUGCUAAUUAUUACAGGCUCUGGAACCCCCAU
Messenger RNA from Saccostrea cuccullata (small rock oyster), 3198 nucleotides. RefSeq names its product ATP-dependent DNA helicase PIF6-like. Gene Ontology annotation, molecular function: DNA helicase activity. The record is from RefSeq and is a predicted model, not a curated record. NCBI's taxonomy places the organism in Eukaryota, Metazoa, Mollusca, Bivalvia, Ostreida, Ostreidae. The coding region runs from base 60 to 2342 and encodes 760 amino acids. Gene Ontology annotation, biological process: DNA repair; telomere maintenance. The transcript is spliced from 4 exons.